Messenger RNA from Pollicipes pollicipes, 1900 nucleotides. RefSeq names its product fibrous sheath CABYR-binding protein. The transcript is spliced from 4 exons. The record is from RefSeq and is a predicted model, not a curated record. Lineage: Eukaryota; Metazoa; Arthropoda; Thecostraca; Pollicipedomorpha; Pollicipedidae. The coding region runs from base 132 to 1505 and encodes 457 amino acids.
CCAUCCGUCAGAGUAGUUCCGGAGAGUUGCGCGCGUGGGUGGGCAGGGCGCGCGCCGUGUGCGAAGCAACAGCUUCUUUUCGGAUCGUUCAGUUCAGAGGCCGCGCCACCGUCGCCGCCGCCGCCGCGACCAUGGAGCGGACGGAGGUCAGCGCCGACGGCGUACUCACGCCGCCGCUCAGCACCGACUCCAGCCUGCAGGAGCUGAUCGAGGCGGAGCUGCGCACGCGGCGCGCCACAGAGCCGGAGCCCGAGCCGGAGCCGGAACCGAAGGCGGAGCACGAGGAGGCGGAGGACGAGGUGAACCCGAUGGUCGUGGCCGCGGAGCUGAAACCGUCACGCUUCAUGACGGCUCAGCCAGAGAGCAUUCUCGUGGUGGAGGGGGAGGUCGCGGCACCGGCCGACUGCGACCCCGAGGGCGCAGAGAUCUGGGAGGAUGAGGCGCCGCCAGCGCCGGCGCCGCUGGGUGACCAACUGGAGCGCUCCGGGGCGGUCGACGGGGCCCACCGCAGCGCUGCCGAGGCCCACCACGCCGCCGACGUCGCUGCCGACGCCGCCGCGGCCGCCGAGGUGCGACAGUGCGUCGCCAGAGCCGGCUCGGCCGAACGCCGCGCCUCGGACGCCUCUGGCCCGCGCUCCGACGACGAAGAGUACCAGACUGAGCAGCACCACGCGGAGGAGCCGCAGGCGGGGGCCGCAGCAGGCGAUGACGUGUGUGCACCACUGCAGAGUCUGCGGUCGUCGGCUGAGGCUGGCCCUGGUGAGGCUGACGCGGAGCCCAGCUACCCGGAGGAGGCUCCGGAGAAAGUUCCAGAGGACUUUCCGGAGAAGGCUCUGGAGAAGGCUCCGGAGGAGGUUCUGGAGAAGGCUCUGGAGAACGCUCUGGAGAAGGCUCCAGAGGAGGCUCCAGAGGAGGUUCUGGAGAAGGCUCUGAACAAGGUUCCGGAGGAGGCUCCGGAAGUGGGUGAAGCCAGGUGUGGCCAGUUGGCCCGCGAAAAUUCGACGGGCGAUGAUUUGCCGGCCGCCCCGGCGCCCGACGACGGGAAGGAGCAGCAGCAGACUCCGAGCGAGCCGGACCAGGAGGUCAAGUUUACCCCCGAAGUCACCUCACCAGUGUCCGAUGACGUCAUUGGCGAUAUGGCGUCGAAGAUCACAGACGAGGACAGCGACGAGGGGGUGGGGGACGGCGCCGACAAGAGAAGGGCGGACGGCAAGGAGGGCAGCAAGAAGCUGCGCAGGAAGAAAAAGUCCGACACCGAGAAGGAAAACAGCCGCGUGGGCUCGGCUCGGCCGGCGCUCGACUCGGAGGGCGACUCGGACAUCAGCUCGGAGGGCAGCAGCGGCGCCAGCUCGCUGACGCGCAGCCAGGACAGCGGCGCCGGCGCCGGCCGCGCCCGCCUCUCCGAGAGCUCCGAGGCCGACAACGACGACGAGCUGGCCAACGUCAACCUGCGACAGCUGGUCAGCAGCGCGGCCCGGCGCCGCCUCAGGCCCGGAGGCCGGUGACGCGGGCGGCCCUUGUCGCAUGCAGUUGGGCGGGGCUGGUGGAAGGACGGCGUGAGGUGGUCGGCUGUCGUCUCUGGUCUGCCUUUCUGGCUGCUCUGUGUGUUACACUCGCACGGCCAAUGAAUGUGUCUUAGCGCGCUGGCAAAACGACCUUCGCAAUGUUGAGAAAGCACGUACUGUUCGUUUUUCUACAUUUCCUUCGUAUUGCGUCAAGUGCGGACUAAUGAGCAGCGUGGACGCACGCAUGUCCAUCUAAGCCUGUCCGUUUUGUCGUUCGUAUGGGCUUCCUCCCCGGUUCAUCUUGGCUCCAUUCUCCUUUGUCACGCCUUCUGGUCGUCUCCCUGCGCGUGGCGGUUGCGCACUCUCUCUCUCUCUGUCUCUCUCGGUGUGUGUUU